GCGCCGCACAGCCUCCAGUCACCGUCGCGGCUUCCGGUGCUAGGUGGAGGGAAGGAAGGAAGGAGGGAGCCGGGGAGCGGGGCCCGGGGAGCGGAGGCUAGCCGAAGUCGGCCCUGGGAGCUUGAAGGAGCGGAGAGGAGAGAAAGGGAGAGGGAGGAGAGAGCGAGCGCGAGGGCGAGCGCGCGCCGGGCGGAUCCUGCGGGGGCGGAGGCGGCGGUCGCGGCGGCGGAGCCGGGAGCUGGAGCAGGAUCAAGUCUUUCAGACAAGAGACCUGGUUUUAAGUCUGUUUUUAACCAGACUUCCACUGACCUCCACUUGGGCCCCACUAUCCUCAGAAAACAGCUGCUGUAAUCAUGGGCAAUAUCUUUGGAAAUCUUCUUAAGAGCCUGAUUGGGAAGAAGGAGAUGCGCAUCCUAAUGGUGGGCUUGGAUGCUGCAGGAAAGACCACCAUCCUGUACAAACUGAAACUGGGGGAGAUCGUUACCACCAUCCCUACCAUUGGGUUUAAUGUGGAGACAGUGGAAUAUAAGAAUAUCAGCUUCACAGUGUGGGAUGUAGGUGGCCAGGACAAGAUUCGACCCCUCUGGAGACACUACUUCCAGAACACCCAAGGCUUGAUAUUUGUGGUUGAUAGCAAUGAUCGGGAGCGAGUAAAUGAGGCUCGGGAAGAGCUGAUGAGGAUGCUGGCAGAGGAUGAGCUGCGGGAUGCUGUGCUCCUUGUCUUUGCAAACAAACAGGACCUGCCGAAUGCUAUGAAUGCUGCUGAGAUCACAGACAAGCUUGGCCUGCAUUCGCUGCGUCACCGCAACUGGUACAUUCAGGCGACCUGUGCCACCAGCGGGGAUGGGCUGUAUGAAGGCCUGGACUGGCUGGCCAAUCAGCUCAAAAACAAGAAGUGAGAGCCAGGCAGUCCUGUCCAACUGCCCCACCCACCCUGACAUACCUGUUGUGUCCCCACCCCAGCCCUUCCCACCCCUUCCUUCCCAUUGCAAGUGUGGCUAAGGCCUUGGGUAUCAUGUCCGCAUGCCCAGUAAGAGCCUUGCCUCCCCUUCCUCCCCUCCUCUCCUUUCUGCCCUAUCCACUGACAUGACCCAAUUGCUGUCCUGAUGAUGAAUCAUUCCAAUUUACUGGAUUUAAAACAAAAAUGAGGUUGUUAUGGUUUCAUGGGGUGCCCCUCUCUUCUUACCCUUUGGGUUUUGGGAAGUAGAAUGGGGUAUUCUCUCUUUGCAUUGUUUGGCACUGGUUGCUGUGCUCUUGGCAUCUGAGUCCCUUCCCUGUCUCCCCUCCCCCAGGCCCCUUUCCUACUCCAUCUUCCUUUCCUUCAACACCCUCUCCUCAUUCUACAUGGAAAUUGCACGGGCCUCUCUGUGUGUGCGUGCAUGUGUGCGCCUGUAUAUACAUGUAUAGAGAGAUAUAUAUGUGGGGCCAGGGGAAAGGUUGGGGGGAGCACAGCUCAGGGCUUACAGCCAGGACACUGCCCACUGGAGCCGGUCAUCUAUCCCUUCCAUGUUGGUGAACUGUAAGGAAGGUGGGAUGCUGGACUGCCCCAGUCUGAGACUCAUUUUUUCCUUUCUAUGGGUAGUUGUUUCUGAAUGAUAGGACAGAUGAUGGGUUCUACACAGUCAUCAGGGGGUGGCAUUUAUCUCUACAUGACUGUUUGCAAGGAAUACCAUUCUGCUCUGCUUGUUAGGAGAGAAGAACCCACUCAAGCCCAGAGUGUUCAACUGAUCUCUACCAUCCUUAGAUCUGUUCUUCAGGAGUUUAAGUAGGGGAGGUGGGGAUAGCAAGACUGUUGUAUGUUUUGAACCCAGGGUGUGGAUGGGUGGGAUAUGGUAUCAUGGGGAAGGCCUCAGGUUUUCCAUUUUCAUUCUCUUGUUAUUAGGAGGUGAAGCAUGGACAGGCCUGUUUCUAUCCUCUCCCCUUUCCGCUUAUCUUCUGAUCUUAAGGGCUGGGUGAUUUUAUCCUUUGUUAGAAGUUUUCUUGCCCUAGUAGUUCUGCUGGCCUGAUCAGGGCUGAGUGGGUGGUUUAAUGAGAAGCCACGGAGUGGGGGUGACGUAGCAGACCUCAAUAUCAAACCCUCUACUCUGAUUCUCUUUUUCUAGACCAGGACAAGCUAACCAAUGGAGGUUUUUUUUAAAAUUGUUUCCAGGCCUGCAGAUUAUCCUUGCUGUCUUCUCUUCUCUAGUCCAACAGCUUUCCUGGUCUUUUUUACCCAUUCCCAUUAAUGAAUCUGGGGAUUAGAGUGGAGGAUAAUGGGACCCUAAGUGCUUGUUGGUGCUGGUGGGAUGCAGUGGUCUUGAGGGUCCUCCCCUCACUAUCCUGUAUUGUUCAGAAGCUGCUGUUACAGUAUCUGUGUAGGGGGCACUUGUACUUGAGGUCCUGGCCUAGGGCCUGACUCACAGUUUCUGGGAAGCUGUGGCUGUUUGUAGGCUCCUGUGUGUAUGCUGGCUGUGCCCUGAGCUCCAAGACAGCUGCCUGUAACCUAUCUGCUAAAGUCAGGGCCCAGGGCCCUCAGCAUGACUGAGAGACCCCAGAAGGACUGUCCGAAGCCCUACUCCAUGGAGUCAGGCUUCCUGUCACCCUUGUCUAUAAACAGGCAGAUUCUUACCCCCUGACCCCACUCCAGAUGGACUGUGAAAGAUUUCAGGGGUAUCUCCCUCAGUGCCAGUUACUUUGUGAUGUGUUAUUAAGAUGUAGGUAUGUGCAGGUGUCCUGCUCUCUAGGCCUGUGUGUGUGUGUGUGUGUGCGUGUGCGCGCGUGUGUGUAGUAUGUGUGUGUGUGUAUAGUAUGUGUGUAGGGGGUUACUGGAGGUUGUAUUUUAUUUUACAAUGGAUUCAUUCCUCUGAUUCUACAGAUGCUUCCCUCCAUUUUUUUUUUUUGCUCUCCUGAUUUUCCAUGUCUUGCCUGUUGCCUCUUCUCCUCUGAAUCCUUUCCUUUGCUGCCUUUAUUCAUUCACUGCUGUUGCCUAUUUUUUUUCCUUCUCUGAUUCUCCACCCCACUUCGUUGUUGGUGAAGAUUUUGCCUCUUUUCCUGCCCUGUUACCUCUGAGACCCUCCCUAAGUUAGAUAGAUGCCAGUUCAAAAUAGGCUUUCCUUGCUUCAGGCCUCACCCAUUCCCUCUAUUUUGGGGGGCUGCCAGGACCAAUUUGGGGCUGCAGGUGCAAGGAAGCUGCCUUGGGGGUUGUAUUGUGCUGCUCCAGAUCUGUCCAGCAGGGGGUGGUAAAUGCUCUUGGUAGUGUCCCUGGCUCAGAGGCCUUUUGGGCAGGGUGAUUCUGUAUUGCCAUUCACCUUACAGCUGUUUUGGAACAGGGUGUUUAUUCCUAUUCUAUCCACUCCCUUCCUGGCUUUCUUCAGGUGGGUUUAAAUUUAUGCUUUCUCUCUCUUUCCAGCAUUCUUCCUGGGACUCCCCUUCCCCUCCCCCAGGUUUGUUUGUGGUGUUAUAGUGCUAAAUGCAGUUCUGAAGUGGUUUUUCUCCUUUUUCUUCCUCUGGAUAUAGACUGUAUAUGUUUAAUAAUUCACCUUCUCUAUCCUUGCUCAAAAUGUGGGAUAACGCAAUGACUGUGACCCUGGUUGGAAAUUAAACAUGUUUUAUGCA
Molecule: messenger RNA, 3594 nt
Organism: Dipodomys spectabilis (banner-tailed kangaroo rat)
Lineage: Eukaryota; Metazoa; Chordata; Mammalia; Rodentia; Heteromyidae
Gene: Arf3
Product: ADP ribosylation factor 3
Exons: 5
Coding region: 354-899 (181 amino acids)
Biological process (GO): intracellular protein transport; vesicle-mediated transport
Cellular component (GO): plasma membrane; cytoplasm
Molecular function (GO): GTP binding; GTPase activity
Source: RefSeq, a predicted model, not a curated record